UGCUCACUCGUUGAUUUCCGUUUAUCAUCGGCAUCUGAACAUGGCGACCGUCUCCUUGCGAAACUCAGCGACCUCGCUGUUGUUAUUUAGAAGGAGGUUGUUGAGCCCGGCGCUGAAUGCUCUCUGUUCAUAUCACAAAAAGGUGGUGGACCACUAUGAAAACCCGAGAAAUGUGGGCUCUUUAGACAAAAACUCCAAGAAUGUGGGGACAGGGUUGGUGGGUGCACCAGCCUGUGGUGAUGUAAUGAAACUUCAGAUCGAGGUGGAUGAAAGUGGCAAGAUUGUGGACGCAAAAUUCAAAACAUUUGGCUGCGGAUCAGCCAUUGCCUCCAGUUCUCUAGCAACAGAGUGGGUGAAGGGGAAGUCGGUUGAUGAAGCGCUGAAGAUAAAGAACACAGAUAUUGCUAAAGAACUCUGCCUUCCUCCAGUCAAGCUGCAUUGCUCUAUGCUUGCAGAAGAUGCUAUAAAAGCAGCGCUGUCAGACUACAGGCUAAAACAACAGGACAAGAAGGAGGAACGUGUCAAAGCUAGCAAUUAAUAUGUUGUUAUCAGUAUGGGGUAUCCCACUGAUAUUUCAGCACCAGCCAAUGUCUCGCAGCCGUGCGGUGGUGUAUAGAGGAUGAGUUGCCAUAAUACUACAUCAGGUCUUGUACCCUUCUGGGAUUACUGGGGGUUUUAUAGCCUUUAUAGCCUCUCCAUGGUUGUGGGGUCAGUCUCUUGAUUUCAUGCAAGAAUGACCAUAUGUUCAAGUGCCAGGUGUUAAUGGUGUCUAUGGAUUUAUCUCAUCAGAUGAUCAGAAAUGUUUAUUAAUUGAUGCUAAUUUUGGUGGUGGAAGUUAAUGGAGAAUGGGCACUUUUCUAUAGAGAACACAACAGAGAUGCAUCAUAAAUCAGAAGCUAUAAGUUGGGGUCUGCUUUUCUUUUGCAUAUUCUUUGGGAUUUAGGCUGUGUUUUGGCUUGAAUAUAUAAAACAGCUGCAUCCUUGUGGGAGUUCAGUAUGAAGAUGCACUUAGGUCAACAGCUUAAUUAAAUGUAUAAAACCAUAAUACAGAACAUUGUAUGAGACUGUGCUUAUUGUGAAUUAAAUGAUUAC
This is a messenger RNA of Seriola dumerili (greater amberjack), 1092 nucleotides long. It is a transcript of the gene iscua, whose product is annotated as iron-sulfur cluster assembly enzyme. Gene Ontology annotation, cellular component: mitochondrial matrix; cytoplasm. The coding region runs from base 41 to 538 and encodes 165 amino acids. Gene Ontology annotation, biological process: iron-sulfur cluster assembly; intracellular iron ion homeostasis. The record is from RefSeq and is a predicted model, not a curated record. NCBI's taxonomy places the organism in Eukaryota, Metazoa, Chordata, Actinopteri, Carangiformes, Carangidae. Gene Ontology annotation, molecular function: ferrous iron binding; 2 iron, 2 sulfur cluster binding. The transcript is spliced from 5 exons.